AUGCUAAUAUUGUUCAGCGAUCAUCCUACUCCACUGAAUUUGACUCUUACCACUCAAAUUAUGAGAGCGAUCGGCGGAAAUCAAAUUGUUCUGGUAUACUAUGGAGGAGGGUUAAGCCCGGCAGUCAUGCUAUCGACGACCGACUCCCAAGUUUUCGAGAUAUUUCUGAAAAAUCAGCCAGUCGAGAGUGUAGACCCGUCCGCGCCUCCUGAAUCACCCUAUGAUGCUCUUCUUCUUGGAAUGAAAAGUCAGUUAACUGCUCGAGCGUUGGUGGUGUUGGUAUCUCGUGGAGGCGAUUUCCCCAUUGAUGAAUCGCUGGUGAAGCAGUUAUCCCAUCAAAGAGCCGAACUUCGGGUUUUCACUGAACAAGAUUCAUCAAAUUUCACAAUUUUGGCCAUGCUAGGCAACGGAAUACCUGUCAUCGCUAGUCGAGCGGAGUUCGAACAGGUACGUCAAAUGUGA
Molecule: messenger RNA, 462 nt
Organism: Cooperia oncophora
Lineage: Eukaryota; Metazoa; Nematoda; Chromadorea; Rhabditida; Trichostrongylidae
Source: the annotation of a GenBank genome assembly